AUGGAAGUCCCAGUUCCCGAGCCAUCAAAGGGAGAGGACUACAAACGAAAUUCGGGGAACAAGAGGAAGAAAAAGCAGACAACACAGGAAACCCCGCAGGAGCAACAAACGAGUACUAUGUACGCCGCCACAACACCUGCUACUCCAGCACCUGCCAUUCAAUAUGCUGGAACCCUCCUAAAGUGUGGACAGUGCAACUAUCACCACACCGGAGUAUGCCAGGAAAUGCAGUGUCUGAACUGCCAUAGAAACGGACACACAAUCCGUUUCUGCAGGGCACCGACUCAACCGAUCUCCCAUGUCCCCGGAGUUGAAGAAAACAAAGCCUGCUACGGCUGUGGCGAAGCCGGACACUACCGGGGGGGACUGCCCCAUAACAAUGAACUCAGUCGCGAAUGGACGAAUUCUGAUGAUCAUCGUAGGAGAAACAACCCCAGAGUCAUCAACGAGCAGCGGUGA
Lactuca sativa (garden lettuce) is the source of this 459-nucleotide messenger RNA. Lineage: Eukaryota; Viridiplantae; Streptophyta; Magnoliopsida; Asterales; Asteraceae. The record is from RefSeq and is a predicted model, not a curated record.